Messenger RNA from Zasmidium cellare ATCC 36951, 1539 nucleotides. RefSeq lists its product as uncharacterized. The transcript has 3 exons. Gene Ontology annotation, molecular function: carbohydrate:proton symporter activity. Lineage: Eukaryota; Fungi; Ascomycota; Dothideomycetes; Mycosphaerellales; Mycosphaerellaceae. Bases 1 to 1539 code for a protein of 512 amino acids. The record is from RefSeq and is a predicted model, not a curated record. Gene Ontology annotation, cellular component: membrane. Gene Ontology annotation, biological process: transmembrane transport; carbohydrate transport.
AUGGGGUUCAGCGUCAAGGAUGUGUUUGCUCGCUCUCCCUUGGCGCAGUAUGGCAAGACCGUCAGGACAGCACCACGCGAGAUGAUUUUCAACAGGCGGAUGAUCUUGACGGCGAUGCUGUACGCCACAUGCGCUGUACCAUUGAGUAAGUGCCCUUAUUACUUUGGCAUCGACUCUGGGAACAACGCAAGCGCUAUCAAGAACUUCGUGUCGUUGCCUUUUCUGGGAUCAGCUGCUGGCGCCGCCCUAUCGUUUCUCCUCAACGACAAGCUCGGUCGGUUGUGGUCAUUUCGAGUCUACGUCUUUGUCUACACCAUCGGCCAAAUGAUUGCAGUCGCAGCCCCAAAUACUGCGGCUCUAUACGCAGCUCGCGUGGUAACAGGACUCGGGAUUGGAGCCUUGACGGUUACAGGACCUAUGUCUCUUGCUGAGAUCGCACCAGCUGAAAUCAGGGGCAUAAUCUGCGCAUGGUUCCCGGUCGCCAUGGGCCUGGCUCACUUCUGCGCCGUCUUUAGUGUCUACGGCAUCACGCUGCAUGUCGCGCCCAGUCGAUUGCAAUAUCAGAUCAACUUCUUCGUACCAUGUAUCUACCUUGCGUUGUGGGUCAUCGCUAGCUUCUUCCUCUGCGAAUCGCCCCGCUGGCUAUUCUUGACAGAUAAGCCAGACCAGGCUGUGAGGGUCUUGUACGAGUUGCGCGGUCUACCAAUGGAUAGCCCACGGCUUCAUUGGGAGUUAGAAGAGACUCGGCACUCCAUGCAGCAAGAGGCGAGUACGGGACACAGCUAUGCAUCCGUCAUCCGCGAGACCUUCACGAAGAAAUCGAACCUCCGCCGCGUCCAACAGGUCCUGAUCUGCUACGCCCUCCCGCAAAUCUCCGGCGCCAAUACCAUCAGCUCGUACUUCAUCCCGAUUCUCGAAAUCAUCGGCGUGUCCGGGAGUGGCACGCACAAGAUCUUCCUCACGGGGAUGUACACCAUGGCGAGGUUCUUCUUCGCGUUGAUCACGUCGUUUUUCUUGAUCGACGCCCUGGGCCGGAGGAAGUCGUUGUUCUUGGGAAUCACACUGCAAAUGAUUGGCGAUAUCUACAUUGGCGCGUAUUUGAAGGUUGGCCAUUCGGAGGACUCGGCUUCGAGCCAGGCGGCGAUUGCGAUGAUCUUUAUUCAUUCGUUUGGGUACUCUGCUGGUCUUCUCACUCUCCCCUAUGUCUUCGGCGGCGAACUCUGGCCUAAUGGCAUCCGCUCCUUUGGCGCCGCCUUCGGCCAGACCUUCCACUGGCUCUUCAGCUACGCUAUGAACUAUGCUCUGCCCUCCCUGCUCGACGCCACGAACAACUGGGGCGCCUUCAUCUUCUUCGCGAGCUGGUGCUUCACGGCUAUGUUUUAUGUCUUCUUCGUCGUGCCGGAGAUUGCGGGACUGUCGGUCGAGGAGAUUGAGCAGGUGUUUCGCGGGCCGUGGUUUACGGCUUGGAGGUCGACGAAGCAUCCGAAGGAGGUUUUGGCGGUGGACUUGGAGGGGGAGGAGGUGGGUAGAAAGGGGUGA